CACUACCUUGUAGUUGUGUGGUUUAACAGUCUUCGCUACAUCAAACCGAGGAUUUGAUUUCAUAUUUGUAGUGAUUUUGGAAAAUAAAAUUUUGAUUUUUAAUUGGUUGAUUAAACGACACUUUACCACUACCUGUGACAUACAGCACAAGAAUAUCAAAAGUGAAAAAUAUGGAGUGAUUUUGGGGCAAAAUCUCAGUGUUUGGGCAAAUAUGUUGCAUCUCAUUGAAAAGUUUUACUCUGAAUUUACUUGGCAAAUGGAAACAUUACUCACUGGUAUAAUACUUCUGGUGAAAAACCUGUAGUCAUGCUAUGUCGUGUGUGCUGAAUAGGAAAAAGUUACAUUAUUAUCUGGAAAAUGUCGAAUCAUUCCGAAACCCAAAGCUUGAACUUGAACAGUACUGUACUUCAGCUCACGUUGCAGCUGAUAUCUUGUUUAAUAUUCAAAUGGCUGAUAAUGCCUUGGAAAAUAUGUCAGUCGCCGACUUAGGCUGCGGUACUGGAAUGUUGUCAAUUGGUGCCAAACUACUUGGAGCUAAUUGUGUGUUUGGCUUUGAAAUUGACAACGACGCUGUAAACGAUUUCCAGUCCAAUUUAGAAGCAUACGAAAUGAUGGAUGAUAGUAUAAAUGUUACUUUAUGUGAUGUUACACGCCUUUUCCGUGACAAUAAACGUAAACUUGUGGAUACUGCCAUUUUAAAUCCUCCUUUUGGCACUAACCCGGAGAAAAAUGGUAUUGACAUGGCAUUCUUACAUGUUGCAUUGUCGAUUGCUGAUUCACAUGUAUAUUCUCUUCAUAAAACCACUACAAGAAAUCACGUUCUGCGUACAAUACACAAUGCUGGAGCUCAAGCGAAAGUAGUUGCAGAACUUCGUUUCGAUCUGCCUCGUUCCUAUAAACGUCAUCGUCAGGAUACAGUAGACAUUGCCGUGGAUUUAGUUCAUUCAUGGUUUUGAAUAAAUUGUUAUUAUUAUUAUUGUUAUUAUUUGAGAAACAUUUUUUGUACUAUAUGCAUAACUCUUUGUACAGUAAUUAUUAAAAAGGAUGGAUGAAUAAGAAGG
Molecule: messenger RNA, 1061 nt
Organism: Trichobilharzia szidati
Lineage: Eukaryota; Metazoa; Platyhelminthes; Trematoda; Strigeidida; Schistosomatidae
Source: the annotation of a GenBank genome assembly